AUGGCCCAGACGGCGGGCGGCGCGGUAUCGUCCCAAGCUACCGGCCGCGCGAAUUACCUAUCUUCCGAGGUAAAUUUAUGAUUAUUAUUUUUUUAAAAUCUACCGUUCUCAAAAAAAUCGACCUUUUUUUCUUUAGAUGAAAUGUCAAUGCAAACGCAAGUCAGAGCUUUUCAAAGUCCAUGAUCGCACUUGGAAUAGCUCAACCGACCCAAAACGACUUGCGCGCGAUGGCAUCAGAAAGCCUUAAAGAGAGCUAAUUAAUGUCAAAAUGACCUAAACUGAGCCAUUCCAAAUGCGACCAAACCCUUUUGGAAGGUAAAAAGACCUUCAAAAUUUUUCAUCAGAUAAAAAAAAAAAAUCUAGUAUACUAGAUAACUUUAUAGAAGUCUCCUCAAAACUAAUCCAACUCAAAAAAACGAAAAAAGUUCCAUUUAUCCAACAUCUCGUCAACUUUCAUUAAGCUUUCAUGUUUGCCGAGGAAAAACGAGCUCCAAUCGGCCAUCCGUUUCGCUUUUAUUCUUUUUUUGGGUAAGGGGCUAUGAAUGAAUCAUUACCUCUUUUGUGUGGGCUGAUUGGUGAAAUGGAGCUUUUUUUUGAAUAAAUUAAUAAAUUAUGGAUAACGGUGGGAAGUGAGGGAGAGGGAAUUUUUUGGAUAACAAGUUCAAAAAAAAGGUUGCUGGCACGAUUAGUGAGAUAGUGAGCAAAUUGAGAGAGUUUGAGUAAAUUUUUUAAAAUAAUUAAGUAAAAAUGAUCAAGAUGCUUGAGGGUUUUUUGUAUUUAAUUUUUGAAGAGACUGAAUUUUGCUCAAAAUUUCGAGUUCUUAUUAUUAUUUUUUUCGCUUCUUAAUGGUAACUCUGAAGAAUUAUGUCUUCCAUUCCGUUAUUUUAUUAGGAAAGCUUGAAAAAAUGAAAAUUCUCCGGAAAGAAAAGUUGAGCUUUGAGCCCUUCGCGCCCGUACGAAGUUCAUUGGCCCAUUGGGAGAAAUUUCGAACUUUUUGGGGUCCUUUUUCUUCUUCUUUGCAAGCCAGAACACUUUGGAAGCCGAAUUCCCAAUCGAAAUUGGAAGAAUACCUUCAGAAGGCCCGCGAAUCCAACGACGAAGAGGCGAUCGACGUCACGACGUCGUACAGAUGGCGCGACGUCUUCGUUCGCGUCGCGCAGCCGAUGCUCGCCGUCGUCCUGCUCUUCAGAUUCUCGCACGUCAUCGACGAGGUCGGCGUCGGUCAGUUUUCCAGGCUUCAACUGAAACUGAUUGAAAUCUGUAUGGAACUUGAGGUUGGAAGAGAAAAAAAGCUUGUUAGUUGAAACUUAUGUUGAAAUGUGUCGCAGGUCGCCUGGGAAUGUGCAGUGAUCUAAAGAGGGAUUAUCUCCACUUCAGGGAUCACUAAACAUAAAAAUCGUUCGAACAACAUUAUAUUUGAAAGUUCAGAUUGUUAAAAGUCCAUAGUCUGUUCAGAUUUUGCAUGAAAAGUACAACGACGUCAUUCAAAAACGCUCUGUGGAUGGCUCGCUCUCUGAUUGGUUUAUCGCACCAUUAUGGGCGGAGCUUGAGCGACGACUUGACAUUCGAAAUCUGAACAGACUAUGUCGAGUAUAGUCCGUUCUUCGCGACUUCUCUGCGCCCUCCCUAUCUCUCCACCUCUCUCUCAUGUUUACGUGCUAUUUUCAUGUUUCUCUGACCUAGCCGGUGAGGGAGCAGAGAGACGCAGACACGCGAAAGUCGCGGUGGACGGACUAUAUUGGACUUUUUUAAGUUCUCAAAUUGGUACAUUUCCAGCCGUCGCCACAUUGAUAGUGCUUUUAUCCUUCACAAUCGCACUGGUAACGGGUUGGACGACAUGUAUUACUGCUAGUAAGCAUCAUUCGGAGCACGGAUUUCUGAGAACGGUUAGUGAGAAUCCGCUUUUUGUAUGGGAUCCUUAUAAGGAAUCAGCUCAAAAUGGUCGUUUUUUCUGGACCUGUACCUACCAAGAAAUCGAAAAGAAACAGUAUAGUCGAUUUAUGGCUAACUUGAGACGCUGAGGGGGCGUGGCCUGUCUGGGCUCUCCACCAGACAGGCACAAUCUAUUUUCUGAUCGUGUCAGGACCCAUUUUUCGAUGGCUCAAGCCAGCCGUGAAUCAGCUAUACAGUGUUUAAACUAUAAAUAUUCCAUCGAGCAAGCCGGCAAUGCUUUAACGACCUUCUUUUUUCCACUUUCGAGCAGUUUGAUUUUUGAAAUCCCCCACUCCUUUUGAAAAAUUGAUAUUUUUUUUUUGAAAAUGACUUCUAGAUGGUCGCCGCGACCAGCACGGAAGUCGGCAUAUCUCUAAGCGUCCUCUUCGUCUUCUGCUGCUGUAUGGCGAUCAGCGCCUUCAUUUCCGCGGCGUCAGAAGCCGUCAUGCACAUUUUAUCAAUGUUCUCCUUCGAGCCAAUCGAUGGGGCUAAUCAUGAUUUGCGGCUGAUCAGCGCAGGUUCAUUUCUGGUUGCUUGAAUUUUUGGAAUAAAUUUUCAGUACUGUGCCUGAUAAUCCUGGGGCUCUCUACACUUCGAAUGAGGCAUUCCGGGACGGUUCGAACCUUCGUUUUCGCCCUGACGUUUCUUGCGAUUUUCCUAUACCUUUCUGGAGCUUUAUUUCACUACGGCGAUUAUGUACUGAGGAAGGUUCCGGAAGGUAAGACAUAGAAAAAAAAAACUAUAUAGGUAUAGUAAAUACUGAAAGUUCGGAGUGGCCAAUUUUAGGCACGAAAAACUUGGGACUGCCAAUUUUUAGCUUGAAAAAAUUUGGGACUGCCAAUUUUUGGCACGAAAAAGCUUGGAACUGCCAAUUUAUAGCACGAAAAAGCUUGGGACUUCCAAUUUAUAGCACGAAAAAACUUGAGACGGCCAAUUUUUGAUUCGAAAAGUCUUGGGACUGCCAAUUUAUAGCUCGAAAACACUUGAAACUGCCAAUUUUUAGCUCGAAAAACUUGGGACUGCUAAUUUUUAGCUCGGAAAAUUUGGGACUGCCUUAUUUCAUAUCUUCGUGAUUCCAACUUCCUUUUAAAAGCCAUUCCAAAUGCGUCCACAUUAUUUACCCAAAUUUCAGUGAAUCAACUGAUCUCAUCACCAUCCCUGAACGACAGCGGAAACCUCUUCGCCGUCCUAUUUCCUAGCGCUAUUUGCACACUCUCACUCCUCUCGAUGAACCGAAAAAUCCAGGUUUUUAUUUACAAUUUUCCCAUAGAAAGUGAUCACUUAAGGGCUCAGCUCCUCGUGGCUGCCUUCUUGCCGUUCUCGUGGGCGUGAUAACCUACGUGGUGGCGGCGCUGUCAGAAAAAAUCGAAGUAUUUUCGAUUGGACCAGCAAGGCACAACGCUACUCUGGAAGGAGUUUGGGUAAGGGUUUUGAAGCGAUUUAAAGGAUUACGGUAGCUCACAGUAGCUUUUCAUGGUCGUAAUCUCAUUGUAACCCAUCAUUCCAGGCUUUCUACUACUACACGACGGUUCCCAUCGCCCUGGGUGUCAUUUUAGGCGGAGCCCUUUCCGCCCUUACUUUCCUUCACUACGCUUCGAGAAUCGUCCAGGUACUGUAACAAAACACUACAUUAUCCUUUAACCAUUUGAAAAUUACAGUCCCUCGGUCGCUGCCAACAUUUCGGCCGGUUACUGUGCCUUUCCCGGGGUUACGGUCACGACGAUAUUCCUUUUAGAGCACUUUUGAGUGUUACUUGCAUUUCUGUGCUGAUUUCCAUGAUUGGUGAGGUUGUAUUUCAAUUAAAACAGUUUAAAAAAGAAGGAUUCAAUAUAUUUGAAACGAAAAAUCAAGAAAAGUCCAUCAGACAAGUUCUUUUUCUUGUUCACAUUCCAUUCCUUACCGCUAAAUAAAUGCUACAUCUACCUGAUUUUCCCGAACUUUCGCCGUUACCUUCAAAGAAAAAAAUCUCUUUCUGUUAUUAAUUUGUUCAAGACCGCUUAAAAAAAGUUACACACAAAUCGAAAAUUAGAUAAGAAUAAUCCAUGACUUUUCACUUCGAAAAUUUCGAAAAAUUCAAUAAAUCUUAUGAAAAGUUUCAGGUAGUUACGAUGUUCUGUGUAUUCCUACAAGUUGUUUCUUCUUGGUCGUUUACGCUUUGUUCAAUUUCUACGCUUUCAGAGCCAAAUCCAAGGAUUCAGGUGAUCUUUGCGGGAUUUCAUAAUAGCUAGAAGCUUUUUUUUUCGAGUUUGUAUGUUCAAAACCUUUGAAAAGUUGCACUUGGAACGCUUGGACAAAGUCUCGGCGAAUAUUCACGGAUUGCUUGUCCUGUCUGCGCUCUCCGGAAGCCAGGCGCUAUCUCCUUUUUUUCGUGUCAGGACCCAUUUUUCGAUGACUCAAGCCAGCCGGGAGUCAACUAUAAUGUCAAAAUUAAGAUGACCGUCUUUAAACGACUGAAUCUCUUGAAAAAGAAAAUCGAGUUUUAAAAGCUCCUUGAAACAUACUCAGAGCUUGUAAAAAAAUCAUUUCAUGACUCAUUUAUUUGAAGGCAGAGUCGGAAAAGGUUCCAUAUAAAUGUUCCUUUUUUGCUGCCUUUUUGCGCCAUUUCAUCGGCCCUUAUGCACCAUUUUUGCUGCCUCUCCCUUUUACACCAUCUCUUGAGUCCCAGCAAAAAUGGAGGUUCGAUAAAGGGACUCUUUUUGCACCCAUUCUGCCUCCUUUUUUGAGCCUCUCCCUUUUAUUGGCUGUUAUCCAGCCUUCCGAGAUCCAAUAACAACUUCCAGAAUCCCCACUACCACCACCAAUCGUCUCUCUACUGACCUCAGCCGGAUGUAUCCUCCUAAGUCUUCAUAUUUCUCGUUGGGUCACAACUUUGCCCGUUUUCAUCUUCAUUCUCGCCUACAGCUACCUGUUGUAUGCGUAUCGAGGUUGCUUUUUUUUUAAAAUAUAGAUAUAUUCUCAAAAUUCAGAAAGAAAGGAGGGAGAUUUUGAGAAGCGUUCCAACUUCGUGCCAACUCUUCAAGGAGUCUACGAAUUGAGUGAAGAGCCGGAAAGUGAACGACGGUACAGGCCUCAGGUUUGAAGCCUAGUCAAAAUUGGGUAGAACUGCGAAAAGCCUAGCUUUUUCAGAUUCUACUUCUGACUGGGAAUCCAGCGGCUCGGCCAGGACUUGUCGACUUCACUCAUAGCAUAACAAAAGGGGAAACUUUGCUCAUCUGUGGUUAUGUUGUACAGGUAGGUUAGCCCAGAAAUGGUUCGAUGAAAGAUCUCAGAAAGGAAUUGAGAGUUUGAAAAGUUCUACCUAGGCUAACCAAGUCUGAAACGGCCUAAGCAAAUCGGCUGAUCUUAGAAGUUCUCACUCGAAAUAUUUUUCCAAUAUCUAGAAAUUCUAGCCUUGCCAAGGUCCUAAAAACGUCUAGGAGCCAUUCUUAACCGUCAAGCUGAUUCAUUUCCACUGAAAUUUCAAAAUAAGGUCUUCUACUUGAAUAACGAGCUUUUUCCAAAACCAGCAUUUCCAGCAACCCCCUGGAACUCGAAGCUACUUGCUAACCCAGAAGCUGGAGAAGCAGAUGAGCGAAUGGUUCAUCCGUCGGGAAAUCGCCGCCUUUGGCGCCACCAUCUGCAGUCCGGGACAAGCCGACGGCGUGGCUACACUGCUACAGACCGUCGGCCUUGGUCGGAUCCGGCCAAAUGUUCUGAUGUUGGGCUUCAAGAGGAACUGGGAAACGGGUCUCGAUAAAUUGGCACAGAACAACGAGUACUACAGCAUGCUGACGUGAGUGAUCUUCAGGACCUUGUUGAAGUUAUACUGUAAAUACUUCUCCGUUUGGAAAAAGAGAGUUUUUAAUGUACACCCGGUGAAUCGCUAGAUUGCGUCAUCAAAAACAGUGUUCAAUCCCUAUGGUCGCAUUUGGAAUGGGUCAAAAAGUUGCGGCGAAUUCAAUUUUGAAAAAUUAUGCCUCCUUCGGCACAACUAUAAACAGUCUGAUAUAUGAGAGCUUGAGACUGCCAAUUUUAAAUUCGAAAAAUUGUCUGAUUUCUUUUUACUCUCUAUUCUCUAGUUCAUGCGUCUAUAACCUCGCCAGUGAGAGAAAAGAGAGCACAGACAGGUCAUACUGUCUCAAGUCGUAGCAAAAAAAAGUACAGAAGCAUUUUUAAACUUAUCUGUGACAAAAUUUGGUUAUUUCGAUAAUUUUAUCACUAAUUUUUCAGAAACGCGUUUGAAAAACAAGUCGGACUAGCGAUAUUUCGCAAUCAAAACUCUGGUUUUGACCUAUCUGCAGCGAUUCGAAAAACUUCGGAUGGUGAGAUAGUCCAAGGUGAUAAGGAAAUCGCAGAAUUUGUUGAAAGGUUGGAAGGGUUAAUUUUUUUGACGUCGAUAAAAAUUUUCAGCACAAACGUCUCCUUGAACGAGGAACCGAUCAAAAAAGGUCUUUUUUCUUAAUUUUUUUUUCAUUCAGCGAAUUAUCCGCAAUAACGCUUUGCUAACCGGUCAUUCUAAUGAAAAAAAGAAUAUGAAAAAUUCAAAAAAAUUAAUACCUUUCAAAUUGAAUUUUCUAACUUUGGUGAAUGAUUCGGUGAAUUCAAAGCGUGUUCACGCCUACCAAGAACAAAAUAAACGAUCCAAAAGCGUCAAUAAUCACAGUGUUCCCAAACGAGCGGCAGCUGUGGUCAGUAGGCGUGGCUGACUGCAACAGCGGCACGGUUUAUUGCAAUAGGGGCGCGAGAAUGAGAGUCAAGUUUUGUGGAUUUAGUGGUGGGAAAAAGACCAUUAAAUGAUGUUUUUCCUAGGUUCUCGCAAGUUUUCGAAGAUUUUUUUAAUGUGUAUAUAAUUAUAACGAACAAAUUUAAAUGAAGAAAGAGACGAAAAAAAGUUUUUUUGCAAAAACAAAAUAUCUCCCAAAAAUGUCGUUUUUUUAGGAAAACUCGUCAAAUCGAACUUCCAAAGGGAAAAUUGAGAAAAAAAGCUCAAAGCACUUCUCUUAAGAAAUACCAUUUGAACGUUUUUAAAACAGAAACAAAUACAUAAUAGCUUGUACGAAUAAAGUUGUCACCCAAAAUGACAUUUUCAAGAAUAAAUUCGUCGAAUACUGCCUCGAAAAAAAAUUUUUGAGAAAAGUCUCACAGCGUUUCUCUUAAGGAAGUCCAUUUGAAAAUUCUAAAAGAAAAAAACAAACGAAAUAUCUUAUGCGAAAUAAGUUGUCAUCAAAAAUGUCAUUUUAAUGCGAAUUUCUGUGACGAAAACAAUCGAAAAUAACUUCAAAUCUCUGGAAAACGCGAUAAACACGUUUUAAAACACAUACAAUGUGAAAAAAAUACAAAAUAAUGGUAAAAUACGCAAGAAAAAGAGAAAAAACAGUAAUAAAAGUGAAUGAAAUUUUGUGGGGGCGACACGCGCCGCACCGCGUUGCGUUAGAAAAAACUCGCGUUUUCGCCCCAUUGCGACGACCUUUUUUUUCGCUUGCCGCCGUCUCUUUUGGAACACUGUGAUAAUUCAUAUGAAAGCCCUUACUUUACGGGCAAAGUCAAAAAAUUCUUGAAAAGAAAACUAAAUUUUCAAAUUCUUUUGAAAAAAAAGACCUCAAAGGCACUUUUUUCUUUACCUUUUCCUGAAAAGGAUCUUUUCAAAAGAAAAAAAAAUGAAAAUGAAAAAAGGAGAUUCUGAGAAACUUUUGACGCCUUUCCAGGAACUCAGAGAGGAGCUUUAGACUUUUCUUUUUAAGGCCUUUUUGAGCUCGAUUGGACUUUGCCUGUAUUAAUAUUGUCUUAAGCCAGCGUUAAAUGAACUAUAAAAACCAAACAAUUUAGGACAACGAGCAAAACUUUUCAACAGCGUACAAGGGGCUCUCAGAAAAGUCAGCCGCGUUGGAAUGGGUCGAACGGUCCAGGUAUUUCCUACAAUUAGUUCAAAAUUUCAGACCCUAUCAAGGCAAAAAAGAAGCUUAAGCUAUCUCUCUCGGAAACGCCCCAGACGUUCUGAGCAUUCCAAGUAGUCACUUAAAAGUUCUGGCAACGCUAUAGGGAUCACUAGAAAUGCUCAGAAAGGUCCGGUAAGCGUCCGGUUUGCAUUACGGAAAUCUAAGUUGAACAGAAAUUCGCCCUAACUGAUAUUUUGCUUUCCAUCCAAAAUAAAUUGUCUUUUCAUUUUUCCAAAAUAGUCUCCAUCGUCGAAUGAGACUAAAAUGUACUAUAAUAGCUUCACUAAAUUUCAAGUUUUUCGCAGUCCAUAAGCUCUUGUUACAUUCUAGAAUUACUUUAUUUUUAAGGUAAAUUCUUUUUUUAUAAAAUAAAUCUUCAGGACCCAGAAAUCGGCGUCAAAGUCAACCCAACAGUUACUACCGAAGCAGAUAAGAACAGAUUCGAGGUCAUCCCCAAAUACAGGUUCUUGGUGACUAUAUUAACAGUCUACUAUUUUUUUUUUCUGAAUCUCAGUAUCUCUGCGCCGGAUCAAAAGCACAUCAAUGACCAGAUGCAUCGGUUCAGGAAAAGUGUACCACACGGAAGAAUCGGUGUGUUACUUUUGGGCCCCUUGAAGGGCUACUUGGAAAUGCCCCUAGAAAGAUCAUUGGAAAAAAAAAUUGGAAUUUUAAGUUCAGAUAAAUAUCAGGUUGUGUAAUAAUUCUUGUCCGAAAAUGUGUUGAAUGAAAGAAUGAAAGUAUUCCCAGAAUAAAAACCACUUAAACCGCCCCUUAGAAAAGUCACUAAAGAAACCCCCAUGAAAAGUCCUCAAGCUAUCUUCCGACAAUGGAAACCUUAUUCAGCCAAAAACGCAGAGUUCAGAAAAAUGAAGCGUUCACUUUAGCAUCCAGCUCAAAACCCUAAAGUGACCGCUAAAAUUAUUUUCAAUCCUUCAUUUCUGCUUUUCAAUCUGAAAUCAGCAAAACCUUGAUAUAGACGAAGGGAUCACUCAAGAGGCGGAGGAUUUUUUAAAAAUCAAGCCAAAAACGCAGAGAAAAACGAAGCGGUCCCUUGAAAAGUCAGCCCAAAACCCUAUAGCAACCCCUCAAAAUAUCUUCCUUACUUCAUUUCACCUUUUCAGACUCAUCUAUCUGAAAUCAGCAAAACCCUAAUAUAGACGAAGUGAUCACUUAAGAGGCGAGGAUUUUAAAAAUCGUUAAGUCGGAACCACUUUCCAAAAGAAACCUCUAAAGUGACCACUUCCUAAUUCUUAUAAUAUAAUUUUCGAAAUCCUAUUUUUCAAGUGAUCAUUCAAGCUUCUGAGAUUCCUUGAAAUCUCCAAAAGAAUGAGAAGUUUCCCUCAAGUGAAAACUUAAUGGAGCUCAAAAGAUCCAUUUUCAGACGUUUGGUGGCUACGAGAAGCUGGCGGCCUCACAAUGCUUCUUCCUCAUUUACUGACCCAAAAUAACAGUUAUUUAGAGGUGAAUUUCGUUUUUUUAUAUGAACUAAAAAAAUAUACAUAAUAUAAAAAAACGGAAAUUUUUUUUCAGGGCGCUCAAAUUCGCGUUUUCACCAAGGGCAGUGUACAGGAAAGCAAGGUUUGCACAAAAAAAAUUAUUUUUUUAAAGGAUGACGUCAUUAGGAAUAUCAGUGAUUUCAUUUUUAAACUUCAUAUUGUCAUAUUUUUAAUAAAUCGAAAAUCUUUAGUUCGAAAAAUAAUUUUUUUUUUUCACGCUACUUUUCGCAAAUACCAAACAUUUUUGAGCUUAUGCUGUAAGCGAAAAUGAAAAUAACAUAUGACGUCAUUAAUUCAAGCAUAGCAUAGAUACAGUAGCCUACAGUAAGACUCUAGGUAAACGAAGAACAGAAACGGAUGACGAGUUUACUGCGAAAAUUCAACAUCGACUCCUCGGACCUCCACAUUUUACCAGACUUCAAACAGCCACCAUCGGCCGCGACGUGAGUACAAUAAUCCUACAGUAAUCCAAUAGAAAAUUACAGUCUCAACAUGUUCAAUCAGUUCCUAGAGCCGUUCAAAGUGCGCCGAGGCGAGGAAAAAUCGCCGGGACAAGUUGAUGAGGUGGGAAACUUUGAAUUUGUGGGAUCUAGCUUAUAAACAUAAUUUUUAAAUAAUUAAAAAAAUUAUUAUCCCGAUCGAUCCCUGAAGCUAGUUUCCACAGUGGAGUUUGCUUUUAUAAAAAAAUUCGAAAAGUGAAAAAAAUAAAUCAUAAAAAAACCUCUAAUUUUUGAAUUGAUCGGUAGAGUUGAGUCCGUAAAUGAAAAAAAUCCAAUCUUCGACUCGAAUUUCUGAAAAAAACGGAAACAUAUUUCGGACUAGUAGGAGCAGAAUUCCCGAAGUUAUCAGCCAAAUAUUCCAAACAAAACAGUGAAAAAAAUUUUUUUGAUCUUUAAUGAAUUUUUUUCGAAGGGAUCUUCCAGAAAAAAAUAUCUAAAAAAACAAAUAAAAUAAUAAUUAACCUGUAUUUUUUUGAUUGAUUACUGAACUUGAAACUUAAAAUGAAGGAAUCAUGAAUUCAAUUCAUACUUGUGAAAAAAAAUUAUGGACUUAUCAAAAAAAUGAAAAAAAUGGUUUUUGCGAGGAAAAGGCAUAUAAACCAUCCUGUACAUACAACUAAUAAUAAGAAAAAAAAUUAUCAAUUCAAAUAUACAUGAAAAACGGAAUAAAGUGUUUUUGAAAAGGAAAAAAAAAAUUUGAAAAUUUUUAAAAAACAAAGUUCAACUGACUCCGUCGGUGUGUUUGCGGGUUUUUAAAAUACAGUAAGACAACCGGAAUGAAAUUUUGUUUUUUUCAAGUUUUUCUCGACUUUUUCAGAUUCACUCUCAAAUUUUGAGUGCUAAAGCAAGAGUUUGAUAAAUUACUUUUGAAUUUUUUCCAGGACGACCUGUUUAACUUCCGAGAAAAGACCAAAGAUUACUUGAGAGCCGUCGAACUGAUGGCCGAGCACAGCCAAACCUCCGAUUUGGUUGUUGUGUAAGUCAAAUUUUCUUUACGUUUCAAAAAUUCUUAUUACAGGACUCUCCCGUCGGCUCGACCAGAAAUUCCCUCGUCCUUAUACCUCGCCUGGACCGAAAUGCUCUCCAGAAGAUCAACUCCAACACUUCUUGUCCGUGGAAACCAGCUCAACCCAAGUUCGAUGAACUACAAAUGA
Caenorhabditis auriculariae is the source of this 10997-nucleotide messenger RNA. The record is from the annotation of a GenBank genome assembly. NCBI's taxonomy places the organism in Eukaryota, Metazoa, Nematoda, Chromadorea, Rhabditida, Rhabditidae.